GCUUUAAAUAUUUAAUCAAGUGGCCGUGGAAUUCUCGUUUUUCCGUGGCAAAAAUUAGCCACUAGACAGUCGGCGUUAGCGUAAACCGCUUCGAAUGAACGGAAGCGGCUUUCGGGAAUUUCCUUUUUGGACGUUCUGACCUCAGGAGACGCGAUUAGGAGUGGAUUAAGUGCGAAUUCGCUUGUUUGGAGGUUCAUACUAAACAAAUUAGGUUUGGUGGCUCCACACGUAGCUGCACUUCCACACCUCAAGCAUGUUUUUGUGGAUGUUCUUCAUCCCUUUGUGAUGUUCCGGGCAGUAUGGCUGCAGAGACGAUCAAUGCGCUUCCUGUGUAUGUAGGCCAGCUCCAUGUAAACGGUGUUAAAGGGCCAAAAAGUGGAAAUGUUGGACAUUUUUUACACAUUUGGAUGAGGGGAUGUCACACCCGCUGAAGAUCCCCUAAGGUGCUUUCUUGAGACUCUAAAACAGACUUCCUUUCAUUGAAAAAAAGAAUUUCAACUGCUAAAUAAAUUCAGAAAAAAAACAAACAUGUUCCACUUAAUUAAGAAAGACAAGGACAAGGAGAAGGAGUUUAGCAAGAAGGAAAAGAAAGACAAAAAAGAGAAGAAGGAACGGAUGUCCCAGGCUGAGUUGAAGAGCCUGGAGGAAAUGAGCAUACGUCGAGGCUUAUUCCACCUCAGUCGAGGGGGCUCCAAGAGGGACACGAAAAACAAGUUGGAGAUCUCCAACCCCAUCCCGAUUAAGGUGGCCAGCGGCUCAGAGCUCUCCCUGACCAGCCCAGAGGCAGAGCGCCUCCACGGCACCCAGCUGCAGGAUUUGGGGGAGACAUUUGGGAGCAGCUUUGGUCAAAAUGAGGAGGACGGGAAACUGGAACCUCAACGUAGCUCUGUUAAGGAGAGGGCAGCAAAGUUUGGGGAACUGGCAAAGAUCAAUGCGAGCCAGAAGCAGGUAAACGUACCUCAACUUAGCAAAGAGGGAGGCGAGCCUGCUCAGAACAAAACUUCAUUUGUCUCAAAGUCGUACUCUAAUGUAAAAGACGCUAUUGUGGUCAACAUUCCUGAAAUUGUGGAGAAAACCUUUCCGGGGGCCGACUUGCAGUUGCCCAUGCUUAUGGCUCCUCCUGAACCAAACCCUCGAGAACUCGAGAUCCAGCGGCGAGACACCGGAGAUUUCGGCUUCUCUUUGAGGAGGACCACCAUGCUGGACAGGCAGCCCGACGGAGGAGCGUCCCGACGCGUGGUGCACUUUGCAGAGCCCGGAGCGGGCAGCAAGGACCGAGCCUUGGGGCUGAUGCCGGGGGACAGGCUGGUGGAAAUCAACGGGAUUAACGUGGAGAGCAAAAGCCGGGAUGAAAUCGUGGAGAUGAUCCGUCAGUCGGGAGAGCUGGUCCGACUGAAGGUGCAGCCCAUUCUGGAGCUGAGCGAGCUGAACCGCAGCUGGCUAAGGAGCAUUCAAAGUCUGCAAAGAGAGGCCUUUGAUUCUAAGCCUGUUGAGGACCCUGUGGCCAUCCUUCAGGCAGCACACUCAGCUGCAGCUCAGGGAAAGACUGAGGAGCAGCUGAAAGCAGAGAAAACCUGGUACGGUACAGAAAAAAUAUGGCUCAUUCACAAGGAUGGAUUUUCUUUGGCAACUCUGCUGAAGACGGAGGCAGGCAGUCUGCCAGAGGGGAAGGUGAAAAUCCGCCUGGAGAGUGAUGGCUCUUUAUUGGACGUGGAUGAAGAUGAUGUCGAAAAGGCAAACCCUCCAUCGUUUGACCGAGUGGAAGACCUGGCCUCCCUGCAGUAUCUGAAUGAAUCUAGUGUGAUGCACUCCCUGCGGCAGCGGUAUGGCAGUAACCUGGUCCACACAUAUGCAGGGACCAACAUGGUGGUCAUUAACCCUGUUGGAGCCCCCUCCAUGUAUUCUGAGAAGGUGAUGCAAAUGUUCAAGGGCUGCAGAAGGGAGGACACCGCCCCUCAUAUUUACAGCAUUGCACAGGCUGCUUACAGGAACCUGCUAACCACUCGCCAGGACCAAUCCAUUGUCUUGCUCGGCAAGAGUGGCAGUGGAAAGACUACCAACUGUCAGCACCUCCUCCAGUAUCUAGUUACUGUUGCUGGAACCACCAACAAGACCUUCUCUGCGGAGAAAUGGCAGGCGGUCUAUUUGGUCUUGGAAGCUUUUGGGAAUGCCUCUACUUGUCUGAAUGGGAAUGCAAGUCGCUUCUCCCACGUUGCUUCUUUGGACUUUGACCAGGCGGGCUUGGUGACGUCUGCCUCUAUCCAGACUUUCCUUUUGGAAAAGAUGAGAUUGACAAGAAGACCAGAGGGAGAAUCCACUUUUAAUGUCUUUUACUACCUGAUGGCUGGUGUAGAUAGUUCUCUUAGAACUGAGCUUCACCUCAAUCACUUUGCUGACAACAGUGCUUUUGGGAUCAUGCCUCAAACUAAGGCAGAGGAGAAGCAGCGGGCUUCCCAGCAGUUCUCCAAACUGCAGGCAGCCAUGAAGGUCCUGGGCAUUAGUGCCGAUGAGCAGAGGGCCCUCUGGCUUGUCCUUGGGGCCAUCUACCACCUUGGAGCUGCAGGCGCUACUAAGACUGGCAGGAAACAAUUUGCGCGUCACGAGUGGGCCCAGAAGGCAGCCUACCUGCUGGGCUGCACCCUGGAGGAGCUUUCCUCCUCCAUCUUCAAGCACCAGGCCAAGGGCACCCUGCCCAGAUCCAGCACCAUCCGCCAGGCUGCUGACGAAAAUGGCUCAGCAGAUGCAGGAUCCAAAGCUACAGCCUUGGAGUGUUUGGAAGCCAUGGCAUGUGGACUCUACUCUGAACUCUUCACUCUUAUCAUAUCUUUGAUAAACCGGGCCUUGAAAUCUAGCCAGCACUCCCUGUGCUCUCUGCUGAUUGUGGACACGCCGGGCUUUCAAAACCCCAGGCUGGCAAAGCGCGAGUGUGGCUCAACCUUUGAAGACCUAUGCCACAACUACACCCAGGAACGCCUGCAGUCUCUUUUUUACCAGCGUACCUUUGUUCAGGAAUUGGAAAGGUACAAAGAGGAAAAUAUUGAGCUUUCCUUGGAUGAAACAGAACCCAGCACCUCUCAUUCAGUUACAGUGGUAGACCAACCCUCCAGCCAAACUCUGGUACGUACAGUUCGGACAGAUGAGGCGCGGGGUCUGCUGUGGCUCAUGGAGGAGGAGGCACUGCAGCCUGGGAGCUCAGAGGAAACUCUGUUAGGACGUCUUUUUAGUUACUAUGGUCCAGCCGAGGGUGACAGUAAAGGUCACACAGUUCUCCUAAGAAGCGAUAAGGAAAAUCACUUCCUGCUGGGCCACAGCCAUGGAACUGACUGGGUGGAGUAUGAUGCCCAUGGGUGGCUGAACUAUGCCAAACACAAUCCUGCCACUACAAAUGCUGUGAGCCUCUUGCAGGACUCCCAAAAGAAGAUCAUUAGCUCAUUGUUUAUGAGCAGGCCGGGGGGAGCAACAGUGUUGUCGGGCUCCAUCGCCGGUCUUGAAGGUGUUUCCCAGCUGUCACUGCGAAGGGCCACUAGCAUGAGGAAGACCUUUACUACAGGGGUAGCUGCUAUCAAAAAGAAGUCCCUGUGCAUCCAAAUAAAGCUUCAAGUGGAUGCUCUUCUUGACAUGGUGCGGAGGUCCAGGAUUCACUUUGUGCAUUGCAUAUUGCCUAAGGUAGAUGCUCUAAAGGCUCUUAGCGGAUCCCUGUUUAAAGCUGGGGAAUCUGAAACUCAACGAGAAACUGGCGACCCGGGCUUGAUGCAGCUGGAUGUAGCCUUGCUCCGCGCUCAGAUACGAGGGUCUAAGCUGCUUGAUGCUCUGCGUAUCUACAGGCAAGGGUACCCUGAUCACAUGGUGUUCUCUGAGUUUCGGCGACGCUUUGAUGUGCUGGCCCCCCACCUCACCAAGAAGCACGGGAGGAAUUACAUAGUGAAGGAUGAGAAGAGAGCUGUGGAGGAGCUUCUGGAGUCAUUGGAUUUGGAGAAAAGCAGCUACCACAUGGGUCUAAGCAGGUUGUUCUUCAGAGCUGGCACCUUGGCUAAACUGGAGGAACAGAGGGAUGAGCAGACCAAGCGCAAUCUAACCCUGUUCCAAGCUGCCUGCAGAGGUUACCUCGCACGGCAAGCCUUCAAGAAGAGAAAGCUUCAGGAUCUAGCUAUCAGGUGCAUCCAGAAGAACAUCAAGAAGAAUCGUGGUGUGAAGGACUGGCCAUGGUGGAAGCUCUUCACGACAGUUCAGCCCCUCAUUAAGGUCCAGCUCACAGAGGAGCAGAUGCACUUCAAAGACGAGGAGAUAAAGCAGCAGAAAUUGAAGUUGGAGAGAGUGGAGAAGGAGCGAAAUGAGCUGAGGCUGAACACUGAUCGAUUGGAGAGCAGGAUUACAGAGCUGCUCACCGAGCUUGCUGAUGAGAGGAGCACCAGUGAGUCAGCUUCCCAGUUGCUGGAGACUGAGACUGCAGAGAGACUCCGCCUGGAGAGGGACAUGAGAGAAUUACAGACAAAAUUUGAUGCAAUGAAGAAACAGAUGGAUGCUCAGGAAAUGGAGCUGAUGGAAACACGACUAAUGAAAACCUCUGAGCUCAAUGGAGAGAUGGACGAAGAUGAAGAUUCGGGAGGCGAGUGGAGGAUAAAGUACACCCGAGCCAUUCGGGAAAUGGACUUCGCCAAAAAAAAACUUCAGCAAGAGUUUGAUGACAAGCUCGAAACAGAGCAGCAGAGCAAAAGACAACUUGAGAGAAAGCUGGCUGAUUUGCAGACAGAUAAUGAAGAUAUGCAGCACUCCGUGCAGCAGCUGAAGAAGAAGAGCCAGAAGCUGUCUGCUGAGCUGCAAGACACCAAGCUUCAUUUGGAGGGCCUGCAGAGCCGCAACCACGAUCUGGAGAAGAAACAGAGGAAGUUUGACCUGGAGCAGAACCAGGCUCGGGAUGAGGUACAAAGAGAAAAGACCCAACGGGAGAAAUUGGCCCGCGAGAAGGACGCCAUGACCGGUGAGAUAUUUAACCUCCGCCAGCAGCUGCAGGACAAGGACACAGAGCUGUGUGCGGCGAAUGUCAAGUUGCAGCAGCUGGAGGCAGAGAUGCAGGAUGUGUCCUCUCAGGAGUCCAAGGAUGAGGCUUCGCUGGUCAAGGUGAAGAAGCAACUUCGCGACCUUGAGGCGAAGAUCAAAGACCAAGAAGAGGAACUGGAUGAACAGGCUGGAACCAUCCAAAUGCUAGAGCAGGCUAAGCUGCGGCUUGAGAUGGAGAUGGAGAAGCAGCGGCAGACCCACUCCAAAGAGAUUGAGAGCAAGGAUGAGGAGGUGGAGGAAAUCAGGCGGUCCUGCGGUAAGAAGCUGAAACAGAUGGAAGUACAGCUGGAGGAGGAGUAUGAAGACAAGCAGAAAGUUCUGCGUGAGAAGAGGGAGAUGGAGUCCAAACUGCUGAUUUCUCAGGACCAGGUGAGCCAGAGGGAUGUGGAGACGGAGAAGAGGCUGAGGAAAGACUUGAAGAGAACCAAAGUCCUCCUCGCUGAUGCUCAGAUUAUGUUGGACCACCUGAAGAGUAACGCCCCGAGUAAGAGGGAGAUCGCUCAACUGAAAAAUCAACUGGAGGAGUCUGAGUUCACUUGUGCAUCAGCAGUGAAAGCUCGGAAGGGCAUGGAGAUUGAAAUAGAGGACUUGCAUAUCCAAAUGGAGGAUGUCAUCAAAACAAAGAUGGCGUUGGAGGAACAAGUCAGCCGUCUGCAGAGAGAGAAGAAUGACCUGCAGUCUCGCAUGGAGGAAGAUCAAGAAGAUAUGAAUGAGCUGAUGAAAAAACACAAAGCUGCAGUUGCACAGUCUGCCAGGGACUUGAGCCAGAUCAGUGACUUACAGGCUCAGCUGGAAGAAGCUGCAAAGGAGAAGCAGGAGAUCCAGGAAAAGCUGCAUUCACUGCAGGGCCAGUUAGAGUUUCAAGAACAAUCUAUGGUUGAGAAGUCGCUCGUGAGCCGUCAGGAGGCCAAGAUCCGUGAACUGGAGACCAAGCUGGAGUUUGAGAAGACACAGAUCAAGCGCUUGGAGAGUCUUGUGGGUCGCCUGAAGGAGAAUCUAGAAAAGAUGACAGAGGAGAGAAACCAGCACAUAGUUACAGAAAACAGGGAGAAGGACCUAAAUAAACGCAUGCAAAGGCAGAUAAGAGACGUAAAAGAAGAAAUGGCAGAGCUGUCCAAGAAGGAGGCCGAGGCGAGCCGCAAGAAGCAUGAGCUGGAAAUGGACAUUGAGAGCUUAGAGGCAGCAAAUCAGAGCUUACAAGUGGACCUUAAGCUGGCCUUCAAGAGGAUAGGAGACCUGCAGGCUGCCAUCGAGGACGAGAUGGAGAGUGAGGACAAUGAAGACUUAAUCAACAGUUUACAGGACAUGGUGACAAAAUAUCAGAAAAGAAAGAACAAAACUGGGGAUGAGACAGACACAGAUUCGGAAGUGGAGGACCGCGUGGAUGGAGUUAAAUCUUGGCUCUCGAAGAACAAAGGCUCUCACAAAACCCUGUCAGACGAGGGAAGUCUGAAGAGCGCCAGAUAUGCAGCAAAUGCAGAUGCCAAGGAGGUGAAAGAAGGUAAGGAGAAGAUGACUGACGGGAGUAAAGAUGAAAAGGAGGUAGAACAGAACAGAUCAGUGUCUGUCAUGAGCUCCCUGAGCUACAGGAAACGCUCUAACCUCAAGGACUCCAUUGGGGGUACGGGAGACGAGAGUUCCCUGUUCAGCACACUUAAAGAACAGCCUGACGCACCAGACCUCUCCAUCCUUCGUAAAGCCAAGUCAAAGUCCGGAGAGGUUCAGGAUAAUAGGAGAAAGAACCAAGAAGAGGAAGAUAUGGACGACAAAGGCUCUGUGAUCUCCUUGGCCUACUCUGAAGCUGCCAGCAGAGCCAGGAAGGGGUUUGAGUCCCGCUGGACAUCCCGCAGCAGCCCUGAAUUUGAUAAGGAGUCUAUGGUGUCCUCUGUGGCUCCAAGCAGAAUUUCUACCAGGAGAGGCAUGUUGGACAUGGACGAUGACAAUAAGUCGACUAUUAGCAGCGUGAGCCGUACUAGUCCCCAUUCACUUCACCGCAGCACCUCUUGGAAGGAUGAAAGAAGAAGCAACUCUCGCUUAUCAGUCGCCCGUAGCUGUGGCCUCAGUGAAUUUGGUCUACACGUCGGUGAAGACAACGAUGACGAUCGUCAGAGUUUGGCUUUCAGAGAAGGGGGAACGUCUCCUUAUAGUCCCCGCUCCCACUGUCGCAGUUUAUCCACACCGGCUCAACCGCGAUCCUCAGACAGCAAUCAGCCAGAUACAUCAGACAUUAAACCAGUUACACAUCGGAACUACUUAGACCCCGACUUGGAGGCUGCGAUCAAUGAGGUUUUGAGCUUUAAACCCAUAAAGUUUAAGCGCAGUAAACUAAAUGAAUCUAGCGGUGAGGAGGAGGGUAAGAAGGUUCAAGGAAGUGAGGAGAAUCGGCGCAAAGGAGAUGAUGAGGAUUUGGCUCGGAGCACAUCAAGUCUGCUUCGCCCAAGGGCAAGCUCUGUUCAAGAUCGCAGCAUACGGCAUUCCAGCACCUCCCGGAGCCGUAAAGAUAAGAAAAGAGUCUCAUUGUCGGACUCCUCAUCCUCUGAUGAUCAUCAAGGCAGGAAGAGCAAACGAGGUAAAAAGGACAAAAAGUCCAGGAGGAAAUCUAAGAAGAAGCAGAGCGAGUCGGAGGAUUCCUCUUCCUCGUCUUCGUCCUCUGAGUCCUCCGAGUCUUCCUCAGACUCAACCCUUUCCUAUCGAAGUUCAAGCAGUGUCAAAAGGGUCACAAAACAGGCACAGGAUGAUGUUGGGGAGGAGCUUGAUGAUCCUUCUAACAAGAAAGAAACCAAGAAGAAACAGAAGAAAGUGAAUAGUCUGAUGAUGAAGUACCUCUACAAGCCUGACAGCGACUGAUACCAACAGAAGAAGCCCCCCUGUACACCGGAGACACCCAAGUCUUGGCAGAUCCGAUGAAGAGGAUGACGUGGACAGAGAGUCGAGCAAGCAGUCUGACAGGGAGCUACAGUGAAGCCUUAUUGACCGAGAGCGUGUCGUAACCCAGAGCCCCGCAAACUCUCGGGAGGGAAACUCUCUUCACCCUUUAACUAUAUUACCACUGCUGGGCCGGCAAGAACAGAAGAGAGGCGCAUGGACAUUUCAUCUGGAUCGUUAUGGAGCACCCCCUAAACUGUGCUGCUUCAGUUCCCGCUGGCAGAAGACAUCGAGUCACUCAUACAUAACAUCAAAGUUGAGGACUAUCAGAGGAACUUUCAUCCACUGCUUUAUUUAUAAGAGCUUCUUUUCAGACAAAUUUAAGCACUCGUCUGCACUCUUCCUCUUUACACUUAGCUUUGCCAAGAGGAUUUAGAUAAGCUUCCUCUGGCUGGAUUUCUUCAAGAAGGUCUGACCAACUGUUAAGGUUAUCCUUAUCCUCCCCCUUUUUUUUAUCUGUACUAGCACUGAGGGAGGAAUAACUCAUUUUCAAUUAAUUGUCUUGCUGUAGGUUCACUAGCUUGUUCCACGCUGAGAUAUCUGGUCUUUAAACAUAGUGAUGCUGAUUGUGGACAUAAAAUGAUAACUGAGAAUAAUCCCUAUCAGCAGAACUGGUUAAUGGUUAAACAUGACCACUUCAAUUGCUUCGAUAUGGUUUAAAUUUGGAGUUUUAAAGGUAUUUGUAUUACUUAUGGAUGGUCUCUAUAUAUUUGGAAUCUGAUGGUUUGCAUAAUAUUCGAAUGAAAGAUUUUCUAAAGCUACUUAAAAAAUUAUAUUUAGGAGAAAGUCCUAUUUCUGGUUUAUCCUUAAGUGGAGUCCAUGCUAGAAGGCCUCUGGUUUGUUUCGGAUAGAAUAAUUCUUAAAGUUCAAAGGGAAUUCAUUUAUUUGGUGUUCUACAGGAGUUUCUCACAUGGCUUGUUAGACCUUUCAGAUACAGAAAUAAAUAGAAUCUUUUUUAAGGUGCAUAAGGUGGGGAUUUCUUCUGUUGGUGAUAAAUGACUGCUCCUUUUAGUGUUGUUUUUUUUGGCAGAACAGCACUGAAAAGUUUGCAUUUGUUUGCAGUAUUCUUUGUUACUGGUCUCAGCUGCACAAUACUGCAGUGUCUCUCAGUGUGUUACUUUAACAAGGUGCCAAAUAUUGUUGUGGAAAUCAUGUAACUCCACUCCGCGUGUGCGUUUAUUAAAGUGAGGAAUUUGAUCUGAGGUUUGAUUUCAGCGGUCAAUAACAUUAAAUAAUAGACACAUUCAUUAUUUGGUUUAUGAAUAACUACAUUUGAAUUCUUCACAGGUGAAGUGAAUAAAUUGUCCCCCAAGUAUAAAGCACUAAAAGAAUCCGAGCUUUAACAGUUUGUGUACAUGCAAACCAAUAUAAGAUGUUGUCCCAUUGUGCUUCUAUACCAAAAAAGACAGUCAUGUAAACUUGAUUUUCUGGUUAGAUUAGCACAUAGUCACGUGUUUGGAAAAGCCUUAAGGAAUAUGCACAUUUUUUUGAGUAUUUUAGGACUUCAAUGGCCUGUAUUUAUUGCUCAUUAUAUCUUUUAAUGGUUUCUGCUUUCCAUCCCCUGACAGAGUAGCAAAAAAGAAACUUGUUCAGGAAUUUUCUGUCUUGCAUAACUUUUUCAGCGUUUGCAUAAGAAUCAGACAAAAAAAUAAAAUGUCUUUUUUUUUUUUUGCUAAUAAAAAUAUCUAAUACAAUGCUUGAAAGAA
Oryzias latipes (Japanese medaka) is the source of this 9689-nucleotide messenger RNA. The record is from RefSeq and is a predicted model, not a curated record. Lineage: Eukaryota; Metazoa; Chordata; Actinopteri; Beloniformes; Adrianichthyidae.